AUGGUCGCCCUGACAUCCCGACUGGCGCUGGCUCUCCUCGCCGCCUCCCCUCUCUCUGCUUCUGUGCUGCGCCCACGAGCCGGCGCCAACAGGCAAUGGGUCUCAGUCGACUCUGAUGGCAACGCGCGCACCUACAUCCCGACCUCGACACAGGUCAAUGGCGUUGCGACGACACUAUCAGCCGCCCCCUACAUCUUGACCGGCUCCGUCUUCACCGUCACGGCUACAAAUGGCGACGUGAGCACAAGCACAGGCGCCCCGCCUCCACCACGAGCCACUGACUCUGAUGGUGGUCGCGGCGUCUUCAAUGUCUGCAUGGACAAUGCCAACAGCCAGAUUGCCCCCUUCUGCCAGCCGCGCGCCCGCUCCGAGCUCUACGUCAAGGAACCGUACUACAUCACCUGGGACAGUAGCGGCUUCGGCGCAGACCUCAAUACAGUCGCCAACAUUGUCGGCCUCGCCGUGACCCGCCAGAGCGGCACCCCGACCAAUGCCGAACCCAACUUUAUCAUCAACGACACGACCAUCGUCCUCGGCAGGGGAUACUACGCCUGGACUCCCUCCGAAGCUGACCUCAAGGGUAGCACCGACUUCCACAAUGUCUCGCUCAUGCUGCAGUUUGUUUCUUCGGAAUCAAACGAGCUGACCAAUGUCACGGGGCCAACGAUUACCCUCCUUCCUGCGCGCGCCAACAUACCCGAGGAGCAUUCGGAUGAUGACGAUGACGAAGACGACGACGACGACGACGACGAUGAUGAUGAUGAUAAGAACGGUGGUCCGAAUGUGCUGGCGAUUGCCCUCCCCAUUGUUUUCGUGGUUCUCGCCAUUGCUGGUCUCGCUGCUUUCUGUCUAUUCCGUCGCAAGAGGAGGGGCGCUGCUGCUGGUGCUAGCAUCAACAGAACGAGCAGCGGCUUUGGCGCCCAAGCAGCUCACGACCAGCAUCUCGGCAGAAAGGACAACAACGACAUCCAACUCGAGGACAGGAGUGAUACCGUUUCGCCCAUUUCGCCUGCGAGCACAUCUGGCCGCAAUGUCUUCCAGGAGGAGGUCGCCAGGCAGGAGAGGGAAAGGGUGUAA
Verticillium nonalfalfae is the source of this 1077-nucleotide messenger RNA. RefSeq lists its product as uncharacterized. The record is from RefSeq and is a predicted model, not a curated record. Lineage: Eukaryota; Fungi; Ascomycota; Sordariomycetes; Glomerellales; Plectosphaerellaceae. The transcript is spliced from 2 exons. The coding region runs from base 1 to 1077 and encodes 358 amino acids.